Molecule: messenger RNA, 961 nt
Organism: Cyprinodon variegatus (sheepshead minnow)
Lineage: Eukaryota; Metazoa; Chordata; Actinopteri; Cyprinodontiformes; Cyprinodontidae
Product: E3 ubiquitin-protein ligase MARCH9-like
Exons: 2
Biological process (GO): protein ubiquitination
Molecular function (GO): ubiquitin-protein transferase activity
Source: RefSeq, a predicted model, not a curated record
UUUAAGUGGCAGGCCAUCUCUCUGACUGUGAUUGAGAGGGUGCAGAUUGCCGCCAUUGUCCUGGGCUCUCUGUUCCUCUUUGCCAGUAUCUCCUGGUUGGUGUGGUCCUCACUCAGCCCCUCGGCGAAGUGGCAGCGACAGGACCUCCUGUUUCAGAUCUGCUACAGCAUGUAUGGCUUCAUGGACGUAGUUUGUGUAGGACUAAUAAUCCACGAAGGAUCAUCUGUUUACCGGAUCUUUAAGCGCUGGCGGGCAGUGAACCAGCAGUGGAAAGUGCUGAAUUAUGAGAAAGCCAAGGAUUUGGGUGACUCCAGUGGUUCCAACGAUAAAUCUGUCAGUCAGGUUGAGAGAAACUUUUCAGACGGAGUCACAGUCGACGGACAGAGAACAAGUCGGCAUGUCAGGGCUAUCCUCACCCACCACUGUGGCUACACUAUACUGCACAUCCUAAGCCAGCUGAGGCCCUCCAACCUGCAUGGGGCCAACCAGGAGAUGGUCAUGAGAGUCACCACGGUGUAAAGCCAAGUCCUAAUCAGAACAGUGCUUCGGCCAUGGCAGACGGGGAAAUAAAAGUGCUGAUAACAACAAAUCCUAAUGUGCCAUAAAUAAAACAGCUAUGUAAAGUGACAACAUAUGUUCUCAGGUUUUAACUGAGCCUUGAGGAUUCAUCUCUUUCUGACCAGACCAUUACAGUGAGGUGUAGAACAUAGGGGCUGCUGGCUAUAAACACAUUUAUAGAAAGAAAAAAACAACCAUUCACUGAGAAAUACUGAUAUCUAAAGUAUCCCAGUCUCAAUUAGAGCUAAAAAUGAAAGUAAAAAUUAAGUAUAAUUUAAUUUUACUUUGUAUUUAAUGUCCCAUUAAAUACAAAAAAGUCCCUUUCUUUUUCCCUUCAUCCCUGUUAUUCCUUAUUUCCUGCCUCUAGUUUUUCCUUCCUUCCUUCCUUCCUUCCUUCCUUCCU